This is a messenger RNA of Prionailurus viverrinus (fishing cat), 5105 nucleotides long. It is a transcript of the gene RCAN3, whose product is annotated as RCAN family member 3. Gene Ontology annotation, biological process: calcium-mediated signaling. The transcript has 5 exons. NCBI's taxonomy places the organism in Eukaryota, Metazoa, Chordata, Mammalia, Carnivora, Felidae. Gene Ontology annotation, cellular component: nucleus; cytoplasm. Gene Ontology annotation, molecular function: calcium-dependent protein serine/threonine phosphatase regulator activity; nucleic acid binding. The record is from RefSeq and is a predicted model, not a curated record. The coding region runs from base 316 to 1041 and encodes 241 amino acids.
GCGCGCGCGACGCCGGCAGCCCGCCUGGGCCCUGACGCCGCUCGCGCCCACGCCGAGGCCGCGGUUCCCGCGAGCAUCAAGGGCGUGGCGGCGAGGCUGCGGGCGGCCCGAGCCGCGCCGACUGUGCCCCGGCUGCCGACCGCGGCGUCUCCCCAGGCCCGGCUCCUCGCGGCGGCCCGGCUCCCGCGUGGCCCGUCGGGCCGCUCCGGCCUCGCGCCUGCCCGCCUGCCUUCCUCCCUGCAGUGGCCAAGCGCGCAGAUGCCUGGUAGACACCUUAGAACUUUAAAAACGGAAAAGACCUGCUUUUAGGGGAUAAUGCUGAGGGACACUAUGAAAUCUUGGAACGAUAGCCAGUCAGAUCUCUGUAGCAGUGACCAAGAAGAGGAAGAAGAGAUGGUUUUUGGUGAAAAUGAAGAUGAUUUGGAAGAGAUGAUGGAUUUCAGUGAUCUGCCUACCUCCCUCUUUGCUUGCAGUGUCCAUGAAGCAGUGUUUGAGGUGCGAGAGCAGAAGGAGAGAUUUGAAGCACUUUUCACUGUCUAUGAUGACCAAGUGACAUUUCAGUUGUUCAAAAGCUUUAGAAGAGUCAGAAUAAAUUUCAGCAAACCAGAAGCAGCAGCAAGAGCGCGAAUAGAACUCAACGAAACAGACUUCAACGGGAAGAAGCUGAAGCUGUAUUUUGCACAGGUACAGAUGUCCAGUGAAACACGGGACAAGUCGUAUUUACUGCCACCCCAGCCAGUCAAACAGUUCCUCAUCUCCCCUCCCGCGUCGCCUCCGGUGGGGUGGAAGCAGGGGGAAGACGCGACACCGGUUAUAAAUUAUGACUUACUCUGUGCAGUUUCCAAACUGGGACCAGGAGAGAAAUACGAGCUCCAUGCAGGAACUGAGUCGACACCCAGCGUGGUGGUUCAUGUCUGUGACAGUGAAACUGAAGAGGCAGAAGAAACAAAAAACCCCAAACAGAAAAUUACCCAGACGAGGCGCCCCGAACCUCCAGCCGCAGCACUGGGUGAGCCCCAGACCUUCGAUGGGGCGCUGUGAGGCCGCUGGUUGUGGUGCCAGGCAGGUGCCCUUGUGGGCUCAGUACCGGAGCCCCGUGCCCCUCUGCAGCGUUGCCGGUCAUUGGCGCUGAUCCUGUGGGGGGGGGAGGCUGGGAGUGAAUGGGGCGUGGUGUGUUUUGUCACCACGCCUGUGCUGCAGACAUAGCCCUAUCAGGUCGCGGCAGAUUUUACCUGGUCGCAAUUUUAACAGAUCUUCUGAACAGCACAUGAAAUGAAAGGAUUGGCCCCCAACGUGCCGCAACUCUUGACCAUUUUUUAAGCGGUAGCAAAUUAGGAAAUUUGGCUGAUUUCUGGCUCCUUCCAGCAAUGGUAACUUCCCUGAUUCCAUAUCGCAUGGGGUACCAAAAAACUAAAGCGGUAGUCACCGAGCUCAGUACCAUUUUUAUGAAUUUAAAAAUAGUCUUACAAUUUCAGUAAUCUGCUGUGGGUACUUUUGUAAUGGUAUAAUAGCUUCCAGCUACUCUGUUGAUCAAAGGUCAAUUGUUCCUCCAUAUACGUGAAAUUUUUUGCACAGAAAGAAAUCUGAAAUGUAGAGUAAUUGAUAGAGAAUCAUUUUUCUCAAGUAGUUUUUUCUUUAGCUUUGGGGAGGAAAUGCCAAAUUCACUUUGACUAUGGGAAUCACAUAGUACAAAUCCGUGUGGGUGUUACUCUCUUCCCUGUUACUGUUAAACUUCAAGAGGACGGUGACGCACAGACCACUGUUCCCAAUGCACCGUCCCUCCCAGAGAAAGAACUGCUACUUUGGAAGUAGGGCAUACCACCAGAGAGUUUGACGAGGACCUCAGGUGGCUCAUGCGAUCUGCCAUGUGGGACCAUGUGCUAGCCUGUAGCAUACCCAACUGUCUUUAGCCACCUGUUGAGUUUUUCAAUGGUAAACAUAUUGUGUGUGUCAUUCAUUGACUUUAAAGUUUUUUUUUUAAUGUUUAUUUUUGACAGAGAGACAGAGCAUGAGUGGGGAGGGGCAGAGAGAGAGGGAGACACAGAAUCCGAAGCAGGCUCCAGGCUCUGAGCUGUCAACGCAGAGCCUGAUGCGGGGCUCGAAUUCACAGACCGUGAGAUCAUGACCUGAGCCAAAGUCGGAUGCUCAACCGACUGAGCCACCCAGGCACCCCUUCAUUGACUUUAAAUUAGAAAAGGUACCAAUAAGGUUUUCCGAAGACCAAUGUUUAAUGGCCUAUUUAAACAUUUUCCAGUUUCCUUUGGAAGAAAAGACACACACAUUCUUUUCCGCUGAGUUAGGUAAAGAUGGGGGAAAUUGAGAUCAUUCAGAUAGUCAGACUUCUGUUCCUGGUGCAGUCUUUUAUACUCUGGCUCACACUUGGCAUUUUUCCCUAAAACAGAAUCGUUUCUUACUUGUGUUUCAGGAGUGGAUAGUGGAAGCCCCUAAAGCAGAAGCAAGCAUCUUUUUAACUUUCUGUGGUCUGUUCAGACUUUGUAAUCCUUUUAUAGAAAAGUCUCAUAACUAAGAAAACCUGGCUUUGGUCAGGUGGCUCUGCUGAGCUCUGUUCACUGUGCUGUUUCCUCCAUGUGUCAGAUGUCUGGAGCCCCCUGGCAUGUGUGUGAGGGGCCGCACAUGGGAGUUUGGACCAAUAAACCAAGGAGGCUGUGCCCACAUGGAGAGAAGAACACAAAUUCAUGCCAGGAUGUCCGUACAUUUUUGGUAGCAUGUUUUUGUGGGUUAGAGGUUCUUAUUAUGAGAGAUUUAUCUCUGAGGACUUAAACUGUAUUGCCAAAAAAAAAAAGUUUUCUAUAUUUUCCUUGCCCUCAAAUUCUCUAAGAUGUUACACUCUCCUCUUUAUAGAUGUUCACUGCUACUAAGCUUCAACAUAAAUUCAGUUGAAAUUUGUGAUCUCAUAAGCAGUUUAUUAAAUUCAGAUAAUUGUUUGGCAGUUUAACUGACAGUCACUUGAUACAUUUGCUUUGCAUUCUAAAUUUCCCAUUUUGCCAGUUUUCAGUCUUACCUGGCUACACUAAUCAUUGCAGAUUGGACCCUGUCAGGAAAUGUGUGUAUUUUCAACAGGUGGGAAUUAAAAUUUUUCCUUUUAGGUAAUGUUUAUUAGCUAUAAUUUUCUAAGUAAUCAGAAUCCAUGAUGUUUUAUUAUUUGGCGUGGCUUUCAUGGUCUUCCUUCCAAUUAAAGAAUAGUCUAUCCCUAACUUACAUAAUCUGGUUUUAAAGUCAGGCAGUGCAAAUUACCUGAAUAUUUUCUUUUUCUCUGUUCUUAUUUUUUUGAGAGUAUUGAAUAAAUUGGAAAACUUAAAUAUAUAUUAAAUAUAAAAUACGUAAUAUAUAUUAAACUUUUCUGAAUGGAAAACAUUAAUAUUUUCAUUACCUCUAAUGUAGUUCCAUAAGGUGAAUGCUAAAAGAAAAACUACUAAAUGCCCAUAAACUUUUAACUAUUGUGAAAUUAACCAGUUUCUCAACAAGUAUGAUGGGCUCUGGCCUUUUUUUGGCCAUUUUUAUAUCCAGCUCAUGUAACCAUCUUAUAAGAGAUGAGGCUCGUGUUCUUUUUUUAAGUUCCUUUUAAUACGUUUAGCUACAUUUUUCUUCUCUGAAGUUGAGUUAUUACUUAGAUUGAACUGAUAGUAGAGUAGCUAUGUGCUCUUUGGAAAUCAUAACUUCUUCUUGGGAAUCAAAUUACUUAGAGCAUUGUGAGGAAAGAAAAUGAUGCUUUGUGUUAGGAAAAAAACAGUCUGUGAGGGAUAAGAAAAUCAUAGCACUUAAUGAGAAUAGUCAACAGAACCUGCAGUGCGUUGGCUCUUCCGUUCUAGGUUCUUGCAGCAUACCCACCUGAUAAAACCAGAAAUCAGCCCAUUUAAGAAGUGUGCUGGUGUGAGGAUCGACUAGUUGAAGGUUCUAAGAGGCAGAAAGGGUAUGAACAGUUCCCUUGCCCUCGGGAGCAGAGAGCAGGAGAGCAGACUAAUCUUACUGUCUGCUUCUUGAGACUUUAUACACUAAACCUGUCCACAUAACUGAGAGCCCAGUAAACGCUACCAGGAACUUUUAAGCUCAACAAAAUGGUUCAAAUAGAACAUGGUGUGUUUGAAUCAGAGCUGCCAGGAGAUGGGGCAGGAACAGCACUGUCGUUCUUUUAGAAAAUGGUCAUUUUGUUUCCCACUCCCAGCGAUUUCAUCUCAAAAACUGUCGUGAUCGAAAGUGAAGCCUAGAUUCUCUCAGAACCUGAGCCACUGUGCUGAAGGAGGCUUUGGAAAAUGACGUACUCUACUCCUCCUGUGACACAGACGAGAAAACUUGAGGUGAUGCGACUUGUUUCAAAGCUCGCAGGGACUAGCUUGCAUUCCCAGCUCCCAUGUUUGGGCCUUUUCUACUUUUUUCUUGCAUAGGCCUCUUUAGAGGCCCUCAGAAGCAGUGAAUCUCUGUCAUAAGAAAACAGACAAACAAAAAAAAGGGAAAAGAAUUCUAUCUCCCCCUGAAGGGAUACAGUGAACAAGAAACAUCAGAUGAAGGUAGUGACUUAGUAAUUUCAUGAGUGAAGUUAUGUUCCGUGUUUGUGUUUCGGUUGUCAUCGUGCUGUUGGGAUUGGAAUCCCAUUAAGUAAUGGCAUUUUGGUAGCCAGCAAUUAUGUUGACAUUUUGUGUGGGCUUUCCUAGAUUUUAGGCAUAACGAGAUUAAAAUAUAAACAGUCAUACUUGAGAUGUGACUCUCAGGAAGCAGCGUGAGAUCUCGUCGGAUUUGGAAACAGUUUGCAGUGGAAUGACACCAUUACCCAGUGCUUGUAAAAGGUUGAAGACUGACCUGUGCUUCAUGUUUUUAGAUAGACUCGUUUACAGACCAUAGCUUUAUUUUUAAAAGGGAAGAUCUCAAACAUAAUUAAGCAGUGGAAAAUGUAUGCUUUUCUUUGGUGCAUCAAAGUUCCCUGUCUGCUGGUAUCUGCCUUUUCUCUGAAGAUGUGUACUUUAAUACCUGUCACCCAGGUGAACGUGGUCAACCUUCCUUCCCCCCUCCACCCCCCCACUGUGCUCCUGUUUUCCACCUACAUUUGCAUCGUCCUGUAUGAAAGGAAACAAAUUACUUUAUCCGUGUGA